CAAAUGUUCAACAAACAAAAGAAGUUCUGCUCUAAGUAUAACCUGCAGCUGAUAAAAGUGUGCAGAAAUACUUCCUUCAUCUUCUCUGGAAUCUUUUGCAACUUUUUGGGGAAACCCAUUAUGUUUAUGCAUGUUCUAAUCUUCCUGAAGUGUUGUGCAAAACAAGUCUGAACCAGAUUUACAGUAAAUUACUUGAUCACAACAGAAGGUUUAAUCUUUACGAGACGUCUGCAAAGUGUUGGACAAAAAUAGCUCUUAACCAGGAAGAAAACAUUUUUUACAUUCCGUGACUUUGCCCAACAGUGCGAAUGGCAGUUUUUAUAAGAAGUGGAGAGAUGAUAGCUCUGUCAUUUGCAAAUGUACUGGGGACCUGGACACAGCUGGGACAGACACUGCUGUUGGUCAUAAAAAAGAUGACAACAUUCCUACGAUACAGCUUUUUUGUUGUUUUUUUGUUUCAAUGUUUUUUCAGCACCUAUUGGACAAUGGAAGCCAAAGCGCCGGGUGAUAUAAUAAUUGGAGGAAUAUUUCCAAUACAUGAAAGUGUGCAGGAACAUGGCAGUGACAGUAACACCACAUGGACUUGUAACAGGUUAAGCAUCGGGCGGCUGUCUCAGUCUAUGAUAAUGGUUUAUGCAAUUGAGGAGGUAAACAAGAAACGUGAACUGGGGAACAUCACUCUGGGGUAUCACAUAGUUGACUCCUGUGGUGAAGUUUCUGCAGCACUAGAAAAUGUUCAAGUCUUCAUGAGAAAAACCCGUGAUAUCAAUGACCCGGCUCUCCCUCCUGUGCUGGCUGUUAUAGGCGGCUACUAUUCAGAGAUCUGUGUGUCAGUUACAAGACAACUCAACCUGGACAACAUCCCAGAGAUAAGUUAUGGAGCAACCUCUGGUCUGCUAAGUGAUAAAAACAAAUUCCCAAGCUUCAUGAGGACUGUACCUGAAGAUGAUUACCAAGUCCAGGUCAUCAUUCAGAUUCUAAAGCACUACAACUGGAACUGGGUUGGUGUGUUGACAACCGACGGUGAAUACGGCCGCUAUGCUAUUGAACGCCUUCAGGUCCAUGCAGACAAAGCUGGCAUCUGCCUUGCUUUUGUCUGCAUUCUGCCAGAGUCUCUCAAGGCCAAAAGAAUCAUGCACACCAUUGAGGGCGCUGCCAACAAAAUCGCGCAAAGCAAUGAAGUCUCUGUCAUCAUUUCCUUUGCAAAGCAAAACCACAUGAUGUAUAUUUUUGAUCAGGUUCUCCAAAAACCUGGAGGCAAAGGAAAAGUUUGGGUGGCCAGUGAUAACUGGUCACAAUCAACCAAUGUACUGAAUACUUCAAGGUGGAAGCUGGACGAUGUAGGAACAGUCAUCGGAGUAACACUGAAGUCUUCCAAAAGCCCAGACUAUACCAGGUUCCUUAAAAACCUAAAACCUGAAGAGUACAAGAACAACGGCUUCUUGACUGAUUUCUUCAACUCAAGUGGCACUGAAGCUUUCAAGAAAGAGCAAUUGAUUGACAUGACAUACCCUUAUGGUCUGUUCAGUAUUCAGCUGGCUGUCAAAGCAAUCACUCAGGCUCUCAAAGAUGUCUGCAUCAAAAAAGAGUGCAACCCAAAAAUGCUGAAACCAUCUGAGUUUAAGGAUGCCUUAAGGGCAGCAAAGUUCUCCAUGGAUGGUAAUGAUUACUCAUUUGAUGAAUAUGGUGACAUCAACUCUGGAUAUGAAGUGAUUGUGUGGAGGGAUCAGAGAUCCUCUAUGGACAUGAACAACAUCAUUGGUUACUUUGACAUACAAACUCAGAAGCUGAUUUUUAACACACAUGUAAAAGACAUUCGCAGACACAUGCAAGAAGUGACAUCCAGGUGCUCAGAGCCCUGUUUUCAUGGCACCAGGAGGAAGAGAGAGGACAGCCAGCCUGUUUGCUGCUAUCAAUGUGUCCCCUGUCCUGCCAAUCACUUUUCUAACAAAACCGAUUCUGAUGACUGCUAUAAGUGUAACAAUGCUACUGAAUACUCCAUGGAGGGCAGUGACAAGUGCUUUCUCAAAAAAGUGAUCUUCCUGAGGUGGGAGAACAUGUAUCACAUUGUGCUGCUGUCUUUUGCUGCUCUUGGAGCUUUGCUCAUCAUUAUUGUAGGAAUAAUCUUCCUUGCUCACUGGAACACCCCCAUGGUGCGGUCAUCUGUGGGCCCCAUCUCCGUGCUGCUCCUCCUGUCUCUGUUUUGUACAUUUGGUGCCAUACCCUUCUUCGGGGGAAACCCCUCUGGUUGGCAGUGUCAAGCACGACAAGUGAUUUUUGGCCUGAGUUUCACAUUAUGUGUCUCCUGCAUCUUGGUCAAGUCGUUCAAAAUCCUUAUGGCCUUUGAAUUUGACCCUGUCGUACAGAGUACCCUAGAGAAGCUCUACAAACCGUACCUAAUUAUUCCAAUAUGCAUGUUGGGUCAGGUGGUGAUCUGCACUGUGUGGCUUGCAGUAACGCCUCCCAAAGACACGUGGAAUAAUUAUAUAGCUGACGGGGAGCGUCUUAAAUAUUGUGACGAAAGGCUCUUUCCUGCAUUUGGAGCCAUGCUGGCUUACAUUGGCCUUUUAGCCAUAAUUUGUUUUUGUGUUGCUUUCAAGGGUAGAAAGUUGCCUGGAAAUUACAAUGAGGCGAAGUUCAUCACCUUUGCAAUGCUCAUUUACUUCAUCUCUUGGAUUAUCUUUGGCCCUGUUUACGUUACUGUCACAGGCCAGUAUCUUCCAGCAGUUGAGAUGGUUGUUAUUCUAAUCUCAGCAUAUGGCAUUUUAUUCUGUCAUUUCUUCACAAAGUGUUACAUCAUUCUGUUCAGGAAGGAGAAAAACACUAAAGAAAGCUUCAAUGAAAUGAUCAGAAGGUACACCAUGAAAGACGGCAAAGAUUGGGAUAGAGACAUAAAGAAAUCUAUCUGCCGGAGUCUUCCCAAUGAUUCCAUAAAACUCUAUAAUAGUCAUAAAAAAGACAUCAAAGCCUCAGAUGAUGGGGGAAUUUCUAACCCUGCCUUGGAAACGCUGUCAAGUCCUGCAUCAGAUUCUGGGUUGGAUGUGACGCCACGCAUAAAUCUAAUUGUGACUCCAUAUUACCCCCAGCCAAUGCCAAGACAAAUAAUCAGAGACUCCAAGGGAACAGAAAAGUGAUUAAAAGUUACCUUUAAAAAGUUUAAAUCAGAGGAAUUAAACCUUGUCUUUUACUGUUACAAGUUAGUCCCACUCUUGUCCGUCCAUCCAUCCAUCCAUCCAUCCAUCCAUCCAUCCAUCGAUUUCCUUAACCCGCCAUAUCCCUGUUAGGGCCAAGGGGUUGGGCAAAGGUGGAGUACACCCUGGACAGGUCACCAGUCUGUCACAUGGCCCCACUCUUGUUUUAAUCUGUAAUUUGAUCAAGGGAUUUUACCAUAUAUAACAAACAUGAAAAUAAAAGUAAUCAUACUUUCACCUAGACUUUAGUGUGAACAACAUCCAUGUAAAUUAAAAAAAAUAUACACUUUACAGAUACACUUUAAUUUGGUAAAUGUUUUGUUAAAAUAUCUAAUACUAUUUGAUACAUUUACUUUUGUUCCUUAUGGUUAAAUGUCAGUGUGUGAUAUCUGUUAAAGUUUUUCUGUUUCUUGUUAGUUUAAAGGAAAGCUUCAAUGUAAACUCAGCCCAGCAGUAGGAAACUAAAUCCCAAAGAAUAAUGUGUUGUGAUAUAUUUGUAAACUAUUAAAAACAAAAAAAAAUGAUUA
This is a messenger RNA of Oryzias latipes (Japanese medaka), 3718 nucleotides long. RefSeq names its product G-protein coupled receptor family C group 6 member A-like. Lineage: Eukaryota; Metazoa; Chordata; Actinopteri; Beloniformes; Adrianichthyidae. Gene Ontology annotation, cellular component: plasma membrane. The record is from RefSeq and is a predicted model, not a curated record. Gene Ontology annotation, biological process: G protein-coupled receptor signaling pathway. Gene Ontology annotation, molecular function: G protein-coupled receptor activity.